AUGAGCUCACACGAGAAGAAAACCUUGGUCGUCCUGGGCGCCACAGGAAAUCAGGGUGGCUCCGUGGUUCGAGCAUUCCUGAGCGACACGACUUUAUACAGCGAUUGGCACGUACGAGGUGUAACUCGAAACCCAUCCUCAAAGUCCGCGGCCAAAUUAUCGAAGCUUGGAGCGGAAAUGGCCUCUGCCUCCCUCAGCUCCGUCUCGGAGCUCAAGUCAUCUUUCGAGGACGCAUCAGUGAUUUUCGCAGUGACAGACUUUUGGAGCGCCAUUAAGACCGAAGAGGUUAGCCACAGGGUCCAAAGCGAAGGAGUUGACCUCGCGAUUGCUACUCAGGACCUAGAGGAGGCUUGGGGCAGAAAUAUUGCAACAGCGGCAGCCAGCAUACCGACCCUAGAGCGCUUCAUCUUCAGCAGUCUUCCACCUGUCUCCGAACUCAGCCUAGGAAAGCUAAAGCACGUCCACCACUUUGACGGCAAAGCCAACAUUGUCAGAUACAUUCGACAAGAACAUCCUGCGCUGUGGGCCAAGACUUCCCAGAUUUUGGUUGGAUUCUACAACUCCAACAUUUUACCCGACUCAUAUUUCGGACCCAAAUCCAAUCCAUUGACAGGAAAGAUCGAGUUUGAAGGGCCUGUGAGUGACGACAAACUUAUACCGUUCAUCGAUGCCUCGUCCAGUACCGGAAACUCUGUCAAGGCUCUGGUUCUUGAUGAGCCGGCGGGUACAAUCUUGGCGGCUUACGACGAGAUGAAGUCGCUGGGAGAGUGUAUCGAGCUUCUACAUAGGGAAAUGGGUCGGGACUUUGUCUUUGUGCAAAGAACUGUCGAUGAGAUGGCGGCCGAAUCGCCGCUAGGUCGUGAGGCUCCCGAGAGCUGGGUUUGGCUUGCAGAAUAUGGUCUCUUUGGAGAGAAAGUUGAAGGAUGGAAAGAGUUUCUGACAUUACCUGGAGCUCUGAAAAAUCAGAUUGAAGCGGUCAAAGUCGACGAAUGGCUUUCAGCACAGGACUGGAGCAAAGCCUUUCCAUCAAUUUAG
Molecule: messenger RNA, 1035 nt
Organism: Colletotrichum fioriniae
Lineage: Eukaryota; Fungi; Ascomycota; Sordariomycetes; Glomerellales; Glomerellaceae
Cellular component (GO): nucleus
Source: RefSeq, a predicted model, not a curated record